Molecule: messenger RNA, 804 nt
Organism: Aureobasidium pullulans EXF-150
Lineage: Eukaryota; Fungi; Ascomycota; Dothideomycetes; Dothideales; Saccotheciaceae
Exons: 3
Coding region: 1-804 (267 amino acids)
Source: RefSeq, a predicted model, not a curated record
AUGCACUUCCUCAAGACCGCCGCCUUUGGUGCCUUUGCACUUGCGAGCCUUGUCGUCGCCCAGACUCCUCGUCUGUCGUUCACCAGUGUACCCACUGAGGUCACUGCUGGGCAGCCUGUCACGAUUCAAUACACCUCGCAAAUCCUGACCGCACAAAAGCCUGCCACUAUCGUACUCAGAAAGGGUGACCCAUCCGACCUGCAGGAUGUCACUACUUUGACCAACAACGCUAUCAACGGAACCUACACAUGGAUCCCGAGCAAGUCUCUCGCAAAUGCCAGCGACUAUGCUCUUCAGAUCGCACAGGGCUACCAGGUCAACUACUCUGGACAGAUCACCCUGACUGGUGGUAAUGCCGCCGCUGUGUCAUCAGCAAAGUCAGCAAGCUCAUCUGCCAAAGCCGCUGCAUCGUCCUUGACCGCCUCUGCCAUUUCCAGCAUCGAGUCUGUCAUUGCAAGCUACAACUCGUCUUUGACCAACCUGACUGCGAUCGUCUCCAUCCAGACCUCGCCCCCUACACCUCCUGCCAACACUACCGUAGUGGUUGUCGCACCUAGCGUCGGAACUGGCUCGCCUAUUCACCGUAACACGACCAUCGUCUCGCCAACUUUGACUUCUUCUUCCGGAAGUUCGAGCAGCAGUGGCAGCUCUCGUGCAACAUCGAGCUCGGGAACAUCAACUCGCGGCUCAUCGACCUCAGCAGCAGCAAGCGCUUCAAGUACUGGCGCUGCAGCAACUUUGGCCCAAGCCAGCACUCCUGUUCUUGCACUGUUCGCCGUCGCAGCUGUCUUCUUCUUCCAGUAA